Molecule: messenger RNA, 869 nt
Organism: Pollicipes pollicipes
Lineage: Eukaryota; Metazoa; Arthropoda; Thecostraca; Pollicipedomorpha; Pollicipedidae
Product: zwei Ig domain protein zig-8
Exons: 6
Coding region: 123-632 (169 amino acids)
Biological process (GO): synapse organization
Cellular component (GO): neuron projection membrane
Source: RefSeq, a predicted model, not a curated record
CAGGCGUGAUCUGAGGCCUAGUGCAGCGGUUCUGUUGCGGGGGUCAGCACGUCGGCCAGUGUCCAGCAAGUACUUCGGCGGUGGGUGGAGACUGCAGCGGCAGAAGUUGCUGAGCGGACAACAUGCGAGGGCACUUGCUGUUGGUGCUGGUGGCUACGCUGACUGCAGGCGGCCCGGCGACCGAAGCACACCCAGCUGGCCCGGCGUCAGGCACGCAGACGGACCAUGCAGACGCGCGUCACCCGACUGACAUCCAGGCGGUGGUCGGAGAGACCGUCGAUCUCUCCUGCCGAUUCUCAGAACCCGGCAGACAUUCGGUAGCGUGGAUCCUAGAGCGAGACGUCUCCAUUCUCACCCUUGGCGUGUUCACCUACAGCGAGGACCCAAGGUUUUCUGCCCACCGCCAGCAUGACAGUGAUGAGUGGGUGCUGAGGAUUAAAGACGUGAAGCAGCGGGACGCCGGCAUCUACAUCUGCCAGGUUACUUCGGACUCGGGCGCAAAGCUGCGGUUGAAUCUGCAUGUCAGAGAGAAAAACUCAGGAGGAGGAAAGCAGACCAGCACCGACGCUCCUGUCCCGCUGCUACUUGAGUUGAUGAUGGCAUUGUCGACUGCCGUUUCACUCAUCUUAUGAUUGUGAUGGUGGUGGUGGUGCCAGUAAUGUGAGAAAACUGGUGAGGUGUCUGACAAAUCCCGGUAACGAAAAAAGGGUAGCAUACGGUGCUGUCAGCAGCCUGCCACACCGCUUGUGGUAGCGGGGUAGCAGCCGGUAGCUGAGGGUAGCAGCUGACGUUGAAGCUUACCCAGUAUCCCAAAAGCUAUUUCUAAGCUUUUCCUAGAGGUCCACGCCAAUGCCCUGACACAUUGCGUG